AAUUGCAACCGGUUAAUCGGAAGCGGAAUCGUUCAUCAGUAUACUGAAGUUAUUUUUAGUAUAUGGAAAGGUAACUAGUUAAAUUACUAUUUAUUAGUUUUAGUAACUUUUUUUUCCAUAUAAUUGUGCAACCUGACCUUUGGUUGCAUAGGCAUAUUUUAAAGUUUAAGAACUCGAUAUAUUUUUAUUAUGUGAUAACCCCUAGUUUCGUUUCGUACAAAGAAAUGGGAUAAUAACGUAAUCAUGAGCAAUUAUUUUUUACUUAUUAGGCUAAUAAAAUCGAGGAAUAAAAGAGAAUAAAUAUUUGUAAGAGCAGAUUUUAUCAAGAGCAUAAAUUUUUUUUAAUUCAGUAGUAAUCAAAAUAAAUGUUAUUGUCUUUUAGAUUGAACUUAUUAUACAUCAUAUACUUUAAAGUUUUGCAGACUAAAAUGAUAUGACUAGUUUACUACUAGAAACUAAAUUUAGUUGCCUCUUACUAUUUUUAGAAAAUGAAUAAAUAAUUUAAUUUAUUGUUUUUCAGAUAGAAAACAGGCUAUUAUUUCCCUUAAUGGCUAACUUACAAGGGAAAACGCCUGUAAGCUAUUUACAAGAACUAUGCACUAAACGAAGUAUAACUCCUCAGUAUGACUUAAUUGCUAACGAAGGCGCCGUUCAUGAACCAGUUUUCGUAUUUAAAGUGUCUUGUGGGGAGUUCUACGGUACAGGUCGAGGUACGAGCAAGAAGAAAGCAAAACACAAUGCAGCAUCUCAAGUAUUAAGCAAAAUGACUGGUGUGUCUAAUGUUCUCGUUGCUUCUGAAGCAAAUAAGUCAGCUGAAAAUAUUGAAGAAACAACUUUGACGAAAGAUACCUGCAAUAAAUCUAACUCCUCAGAAUCACGUAAAGUGGUCUUACCGUCUGCCAAUGCAAGAUCUUCUCCAGCAACGCCUCCACCUACAGGCUCAAAUCCAGUUGGUGAAUUGCAGGAGAUGGCACAGAAAAAUCUUUGGUCUCCUCCAAUUUAUGAUUAUACGGGAGAGCAGGGGCCACCUCAUCAAAGGGAAUUCAUUUGUAGCGUUCGUUUAGGCAAGUCUGUCGAAAAAGGAUUAGGUAAAUCUAAGAAAAUGGCUAAAAGGAAGGCCGCCCAUGUCAUGCUUACAGCAAUACAAACUGGAGCAAUAACGAUUGAUCCAAGUGAAGAUCUUGAUUGUCAGAAUUCUUCCGAUCCUGCCACAAAUUAUACAGCCUUAAAGAGUACUAAAUCAUGUCCUCCUCUUCAGCCAACGAUGAGCCAGAAAGUUACUCAAUUUUAUCAAAAUAUGAGAAAUUCUUCUGGAAAGCAAUUAAAUUCUUUACAGGAUAAACAGCUUAAUUCUGUUGAUAUGCAAUAUGUAAACCUUCUCAAAGACAUUGCAAGUGAGCAACGUUUCGAAGUAACUUAUGUUAAUUUAGAUGAACAGGGCUUUGAUGGUAAUUUUCAAGUUCUUUUGCAAUUAUCAACUAUGCCAGUUGCUGUAGUUCACGGAUCUGGCGUAACUUAUGAGCUAGCUAGAUCAGAAGCAGCCCACCAUGCUCUUCAAUAUUUAAAAAUAAUGACAAGGAAAACUUAA
This is a messenger RNA of Dimorphilus gyrociliatus, 1588 nucleotides long. The record is from the annotation of a GenBank genome assembly. NCBI's taxonomy places the organism in Eukaryota, Metazoa, Annelida, Polychaeta, Dinophilidae.